AUGCCGCCCGAGGAGCUGCGAGAGGCGCUGAGGGCGUCGCUGCAGCGCGAGCAGCGGCUGCUGGCCCAGCUGGUAAUCAUCCGCAGGCAGGCUGACGAGGCGCUGCGGGGCAGCACGCCGUGCACCAUGGCCAUGCCCCACCCGCUCGACUUCCUGCUGCCCUUUGAGGGAGAGCAGCACUGGGACUGCACGCUGGUGCUCCUGCUGCCGCCCGUUGAGGACCAGAAGGCGGCGCAGCAAGAGGACGGCGGCACGCCCGACGCCGACCGCCAGCAGGCAGACCAGCAUGAGCAGCAGGGCGAUGAGCGGCGGGAUGCACAGCAAGAUGAGAGCAAGGGGCCAGCUGCCAAGCGGCAGAAAGCAGAGCAGCAGAGCGUGGAUGGGCCGCAGCAUCAGCAGCCUCCUGAGCAGCGCAGAGUCAGUCUUCAAACCAGCUCUACCCUGCUGGCGCUGUAUUCUGAAAAGUUCAGGGACUGGAUUGCUCGCUGGAUGGGCGGCGCCGCCGAGAAAGAGCUGGAGGUGCAUUGCCGCAGCGAGGGCGAGGUGGCUGGCUACCGGCACCUGCUGGCCUUCAUUCACAGCAUGGGCAAGGAGGUGCCUCAAGCCGCCGAGGAGCUGAUCCAGCUGCUGCUGCUGGCACGGGAGCAUGCGGUGGAGCCGGCCGUACUGGCCUGCUUGCAGCGGCUGCAGCAGCAGGUCCCCAGCCUGCCUGCCACAGCCUGCCUGGCCCUACUGUCGGCUCUUGAGACUGGCGUCUCCGGCCACGAGAAGCUUCAGGCAGCGGCGGGCAAGCUUGCAGCCGCCAUAUGCAAGCACCUGCUGCAGCACCUGGGGCCACUGCAAGCCAUGCUGAAUCAUGAUGAGCUGCAGCAGGUGUUUGCCAGCAUUCCAUAUGGCCCGCUGCGGGACUGCAUUUUUGCGGAUGAGAAUGUGGAUGCCGACACCGAGGCCACAGUGCUGGCAGCCUUUGCCUUCUGGGCAGAUCAGAACAUUAAAGACACCGACCGGGAUGCCGGGCAGCGCAUCGCCGCCAUUUGCAGCUGCAUCCGCUUCCCGGCCAUACCUGGUCACAUUCUUGACAAUUACUAUACGUGUCACAGCUUUAUGUGCACCUUUGAUCCCAACAGGGAGCUGCUGUUCCGUGCGAUCACCUCAGCGGCCGAUCUAUCGCAGGCUGUACGCUGGAAGCUACUCAUGGCAGACGGCAAGUUAAUGGACCUCAAGGCUACCUGCGAGCGGUGGUGGUUGCCGCGCCCGCGGCCACUUAGCCUCUACUCCGAGCUUGAGUCUGCCAGUUUUGAAUUCAAGGUUGAGUACACAGUGUGGCUCUGCGCCGCCAACUCCACGUCUGAUUUGGAGGCAGUAUCCGGCACCAGCUUCUUUGAGCCCUGCUCUGGCUCUGGCUGGGGAGAAAUAUUUAUAAAGGAAGCCCCGGAGCAUGGCGGGCAGCCCAUCACCUGGGACGGCUUCUGGGCGGAGGGCUCCCGCUUCAUGCACAACGGCGCCGCCCGCGUGCGCCUGCAGCUGCGCCUGCCCGGCAACUAG
Molecule: messenger RNA, 1545 nt
Organism: Chlorella variabilis
Lineage: Eukaryota; Viridiplantae; Chlorophyta; Trebouxiophyceae; Chlorellales; Chlorellaceae
Exons: 9
Coding region: 1-1545 (514 amino acids)
Source: RefSeq, a predicted model, not a curated record